AUGGUUUGGUGGGGGGACGGCUCGAGCGCGAGCACAGUGAAGUCGUCCGACGAACCAGAAGCGGACGCAAAAGAUCCCACCAAGACGCUUCCAAUCAUAGUGGACGACGAUACGCCUCCCGCAUUUCCUGCGCUGGAUAGUGCUCAGCGACAUCCGGAGGGCCGGACGCAGGCGAUGGCCCCGCCACUACACAGACCUUCAGGGAUCAGCCGCCUUCGUGCACCACCCCAGCAGGCACCAACAAGUCUUCUUGAUGCGCCUGUCGCACGCAAGAAGGUGGUGCUUGAACCAGGGUGCAGCCCGCUCGAUUGGGCGCGCUUGAAACAGUCGACGGACCUCCGUGGUGGCGUUUCAACGCUGCUCCGCGUGACGCCUAGCGAGCUCAAAAGGCACAACACCAUGGAAGAUGCUUGGACAGCUAUACAAGGCAAAGUUUACAAUAUCACGCCGUAUAUCCGCUUCCAUCCUGGCGGCCAAGACACGCUCAUGCGCGUGGCCGGCCGCGAUGGAACACGGCUGUUCUGUACGUGUACGCAGCUAAUCUAG
Molecule: messenger RNA, 546 nt
Organism: Malassezia sympodialis ATCC 42132
Lineage: Eukaryota; Fungi; Basidiomycota; Malasseziomycetes; Malasseziales; Malasseziaceae
Product: cytochrome b5-like heme/steroid binding domain-containing protein
Cellular component (GO): cytoplasm
Molecular function (GO): heme binding; cytochrome-b5 reductase activity, acting on NAD(P)H
Source: RefSeq, a predicted model, not a curated record